Leptopilina boulardi is the source of this 9639-nucleotide messenger RNA. RefSeq names its product trichohyalin (gene IRSp53). The record is from RefSeq and is a predicted model, not a curated record. Gene Ontology annotation, cellular component: cytosol; nucleoplasm. The transcript has 14 exons. Gene Ontology annotation, molecular function: protein binding. NCBI's taxonomy places the organism in Eukaryota, Metazoa, Arthropoda, Insecta, Hymenoptera, Figitidae. Gene Ontology annotation, biological process: actin crosslink formation; plasma membrane organization; actin filament bundle assembly. The coding region runs from base 474 to 4250 and encodes 1258 amino acids.
UCCUAACGGACGGUACAGUUGAUACCGUUCUCUCUUGAUUUGAAUCCUGUAGCCGGCACGCGUGACAUUUGAAAAUUUUUGAAUUUCUUUUUUUUCAAAAACAAAUUUUAAAAAAUUGUUUUAGAAAAUUAUUUCUAUUUAAUAGUGUUUUUCUAUUUUUUCGAAAAAAAUUAUAUUUUGAGAUUUAAAAACAAAUUUUUUUGGUGAACAUUAUUUUUUGUGUGUGAAUGAACUUUAAAUAUUGAUUGAAUAGGGAAUUUAUAAAUAUUUCCUAAGUGUGUUCUUUAUAGAAAGAGAAAAGGGCACGCGAGGGAAACAGUGGCACCGGAGGCAAUUUCUGACUUUACACUCGGUGGCAUUUUGCAGGAAAGUGGAGCGAGUGCGUGAAACCGUGUCUCGGGAGGAAGGAAAAAUAUGAGCAUCUCGUGAAAUCGUUGGGCACGUGUCUUCAGCUACUUAAGGGAGAGACAAAGAUGGAGACCGAGGAGCUCACAAGACUCGUCGACGGCAUCUAUAAGAAUAUUCUGGAAAAAUUCAAUCCUGGAGCGAGGCAAUUGAUCAAUGCAGGGAAAGCGUAUCUCAAGGCUCUUCAUGGAGCUGCUGCCGCUUCACGCGUCUACGUGGAUGCUUUGUCCAGGUUAGCCCGACAGGCACAGCUGGGCACCUGGGGUGGUUCGCAAGAUGUCGGAUCGGCUCUGAUGAGGAUCGUCGAGGUGUACAAGGAAAUUCAGGAGCAGGAGAUGAAUAUCUUAAAGGCAUUCUAUGUCGAUUUGUUGGUACCACUUGAAACUAAUUUAGAGAAGGAUACUAAAGUUGUUCAGAGUGAGCAAAAAAAAUUUCUCCAGCAACAUAAGACAAGAUCUGAGACUUAUAGUAAAGCAGCAGCAACGAUGAAAAAGCAAAGAAAAAAGUCAAGAGGUGCCAGUAAGAGUGGACUUGCCAUGGACAAAGAGUUGAAGAACAUGCAGAUUCUUGAAGAGGAAAAGUCAAAGCUUGACGCCUUCUGUGAACAGAGUUUGAAGAACGCAAUGACACAAGAGAGAAGAAGGUAUGGGUUCGUGUUGGAGCGGCAAUGUUCCUUGGCAAAGCACUACGCAAGUUUUCAUGAAGUGGCUUUGGCUGCACUUCAUCCCUCUGUCGAUGAGUGGCGUGAAGUGGCAGCCACAAGAGAGUACCUGCCACAGUCUGUUGAGGAUAUGUUCGCCUCGAGAUUAAGGCAAGUUUCCUUUUGGCCGGACGAUGAAGAAAAUGGAGGUUCUGAAUUGACAAUGAAUUCACAAUUGCGAAAGACAAGGAGCAUGGACAGUUCUUGUUUGGAGCUUCGAUUGGGACCAUCGCCUGGAAAUUCAACUUUGGUUCAUCAAAGUGGACCACCUCAUCUUCCACCGGCUUUGUCUAGGGCGCGAUCUGAAGCCAAUCUUCAUGCAUCGUCUCUUUCACUUGGACCAGAGGUUCCGGAAACACCUCCACGACCAAGAUCCAUGGCACCAGCAUCCCGCAACAGUGCCGUGGUUAUGAGCACUGGAGUUGUUGCCGGAGGAUGGGGCGAUGCUCCUUUAGCCAGGGCACUCUUCGCUUAUCUCAGCUCUGGAGAAAAUCAACUCAGCUUUUUAGAAGGAGAUCUCAUUGCUCUGAUGGGCGAUAGACAAAAGGGUUGGCAGUUUGGUGAGAAUCUUCGUACCCAGAGUUCAGGAUGGUUCCCUCUGGCAUACACUGAAGUGAUCAUUGACGAAAAUUUAGGAUCACCGAAUCACAGCUCGAAUAAUGGACGAACACCAGAACCGCGAACAGUACCACCGUGUAAACCACCACCCACACGACCACCAAUGCCAAGUAAUGAUGAUUUGUCUUUGGGCCAUGGAAUUAAUAGUAAUGGCAAUGCCAAUAAUGGAACUCCUACCAAUGUGCCAAAAAGUAAUAGCGCUCAUAAUAUUACAACUCCAACAGCACGUCAACAAAAAGCGAUCCGUCCAUCCGGUACUUUGCCGACAGUUUUAGCUGGUGGCCGUAGAGUACAACCGCCAGUCCCUCCUGUUCCACCUCCUCAGGCUGUUACUUCACUUCACAGUAGUAAUGAUAGUGGAUUUUCUAACGAGCCACCAGUUCAGCCAGAUAUUGAUUACAGCGAUGACGAGGCCAUGAGACUGCGACGCAGAAAGCCGCGCGAGGCCGACCGUUCCAAAAAGCAGCACCAAAAGCAGAAUCAGCAACAACAGCAGCAGCAGCAACAACAACAACAACAACAACCAAAAGAUGAAAAGGCGCCAAGUGGAAAAAAUUGGGAGAACGAUUCUUGGAAAUCAAUACCAAGGGAUGAGAAGAGUUGGCAUCUUUAUAGAGCUGCAAUGGACAUAUGGGCCAAUUCAAAUGUUCAAGAUUGCGAGAAAGCUGAGUCUGGACGUUAUUCAUCAGGACGACGACACGAGACAACAACAGAUGAUAAUCGUUCAUUUGUAAAUGGAUCAUCAACAAAAAAGGAGAAGAAGCAGGAUAAAUCAAAAAGUAUUGAAAAUCGUCCGAAUCCGAAUAAUAGAAGUAAAUUUUCCCGUGAUGAAAAAAUGAGAAGUUUCAAUAGUCGAAAUGGUGAGUCGACAAAAAUUGAAAGUGAAGAUGACAUUGAGGUCGAGGAAGAAGAAGAGGAGGAAGAAGAGGAAGAUGAGACCUAUGGUAAUGGUAUCGAAUAUUCCGACAAAUAUGAGAAUAAAAAAUACUACAACGAACAAGAUGAAACAUCUCGUCGGGGUUAUCGAACUACUGAACGAGAUGAGACCAAGUAUAAUAAGAGCUCUUCAAAUUCUUCUACUUCAAAUUCAGAUGACGAGAGUACAAUAACAAUUCCAGAAACAGGAAGAAAAGUUGAACAUAUCGCACAAAAAUUGGAGCAAACGGCACAAAAAUAUGCAAGAGAGCACAGUCCACCAAAAUUUAAUGAAAGAAGAUCACGUGAAGAGAAGCAAAAUAAUUAUGAAAAUUUUAAUGAACGUGAAAGAAGACCAAGAAAUUAUUAUGAAAAAUCAGCAACAUUGGGCUACGAUAGAGAACGUAGUUUUGAAAAGAAUUCCGAAAGAAAUAGAAACGUUGAACGUUUAUCGACGCGUCGUUUUGAAAGACCACGACCACCAUCAGUCGAAGCUCCCGAGAGACCAACUGAUCAACAACGAACUUUUCGCGAACGUCGCUAUUCAGAGAAGGAGGAGAUUUAUGGUGAGACCACACGAUACAAUAUUCGUGAUCCACCAAUGAUUGAUAAGGAUCGUGGUUAUGAAUCAAACUUUGAAACAAAGUUAGAACGAAAUAAAGUGAUUGAACGCCAUGGCUAUCAUCCAACUGAGAAAAUGGAAAAUGAUACAAACAAUAAUACAUUGAAGAAUGAUAAUCGAAAACCACUUUUACCACGACAAAGUACAGCAAUGGGUCAUUUAAUACAAACGGGUCGUGUUUUUGAUGUAGACACAACAAAAAGUCCAAAAUUAGUUAAAAGAACAAAAUCAUUUUGGCGAUUUAGACGCGAUUCAGAAGUACUCGAAGGAAUGGCACUGUGGCAACAUCGAUCAUUAGUUGAUAUUCCAAAAAUGUUGAAAAAAGAAAGUAAGGAUGAAAAAAAUCAAACAAAUGAAUCGUCACGAAAAUCGAGUUUUGAAGAGAGUACCGAGCAUCGUACAUUGGAGAAAAAAAAUAGUGAUUCAACAAUUACUAAUGAACGACUCGAACCAAAAGCAGCUGAACGUAUGCAUGUACCGGAGAAAACGGAUUUUUUCGAUGAUUUUCCAACACCUGCGGAGAGACCAAAAAUUAUUGAAAGAUCCGAAUAUCGUGAAAGACAACAACAACAGCAACAACAACAACAAGAGAGAUCAUAUUUUGUUGGUAAUGUGUCGCGUAAGGCGAUUCUUGAAAAUGAAAGAAAACGAAGUCUUGAAGCAAAGAGAAAUUUAAUUGUCGCUGAAUUAAAGGAGAAUAAUGAAGCUAAAAGAAAUGAUCGAAGAAAGAAACCAUAUGGAGAUGAUGACGAUGGUUUAAUGCAAAAUUUCACCGAAACAGAAGCUUCCGAUGAGGAAUCAACUUACAGUUGUAUUAUCGUCAAGGAUCAAGUUGCUGAGAAAACACUUUUGCCAAGGACAAAAUUAAGAAGAGACAGUGAUCGAGAGAGAGGCCGUGCCAGAGAACGUGAGAAAAAUACCUGUGGACCAUGGUACGAUUUAUGGGGUGUCGAUCCAUCUGUCAACAACAAAAAGAAGAAGAAGAAGUAACAACCGAAAUACCGAGACAUUUUUUUUUUUUUUUUAACUUUUUGAUUUUUUGACAUUGACAAUUGUGACCGUAUUUUUUUUUUUUCAUUUCGAAUUGAUAAAAUGCAAAUUAUGUGCUCCAAGUAGUUUACAAAAGUUUGUCCUUUUUUGCCGAGAAGAAAUUUAAGUUUUAUAAAUACGUUUACAAUUUUUCUAUUCAAAUUGACUUUAGUUGUAUUUUGAAAUUUAUGUAAAGUUCCUACAGCACAGAAUGACAAAUUUUCAGGUGCUAUUUUUUUUUAUUGUCCUCGUUUUUUUGUAACAAAAUGUUGUCGCUAUCAAUGUUAGUUUCAUGAAAAAAAUGCCUUUUUUGUUUUCGUUUGCUUUCGUAGAUGAAUAUUCUGUAUUUUUAGGGUAAUUUUUUUCGAUUUCAAUAUAAUAUUUUCCUAGGAUGAGUUUUUCCUUAAAAAAUAAAAACAUUUUUAGAAACAUUUUUAUCGAAGGCGUAAAAAAAAAAUUUCGGUUUCUUUAAGAGUAAAUUGGGAACUUAUGUUUCUAUGGGACAAUGUGUAAUGAAAAUAAAGACACGUCCCAGGACACGGGAUUCUUAUUUACUUGUUUUGUUCUCACUUUUUUUUUCUUUUUUCGUUUUGUUUGGUUCCGCUCGACUCUCUUCCGGCGUCAUAACGUUCGGCAACGUGUCGUUUCUUUUUUUUUUUUCUUUUGUCUUUCGUGUCUAGUUUUCCUUUUUAUGAGAGUGACACACCUCGGGGCUUCACUCAUUUACUAACAUGGCCUUCUUUCAGGAGCAACGUCUUUUCCACAGUGAAGCUGCGGAAAACGAAGACCAAUGACCGAUCCGCACCAGCUUUAUCUUGAAAUAAGUCACUCAUAUAGAAAACUAUCUUUUUAAAAUAACAAAUAACACCAAUUUUUCUUGCCUAUUUCCAAUCUCUGUAUAUAUGAGAGAAAACACUUCGGGUCUAUGUAUUUAUCAAUUAUCAAAUCGUUAGAUCUCGUUUUUCAGUUAGAUAAAAAAAAAAAAAUUUAUAAAAUUUUUAAAUCUAAUAAAAAUAACAUAGACAACAAUCCUUUUAACUAAUGUAAGUUUUUACAGUAAUUCGACACUUUUAUAAUAGAUGAGAUUUAUAAAAUCUCGAAAUUUCUUUUUUGAUAAAAGUUUUAAAAAUCAUUUUUAUUUAUCUAUAAUUUAGUAAUAAAAAUAAUUUCAUUUUUUUUUUUUUUUUUUGUAAAAGUGUUGAAUUUCUUAAUAUAGUCUAUAGUGUCUCUAAAGCGUCAAGUGGCGAGAGAUAAAUUUUGAGAAAGUGAUUUGCAAAAAAAAAAAAAAAUCUUUUUCCACUCUAAAAAUUUCGACGAUUAUAAAGAUAUAUAGAAAAAAAAAUCUCUGCAAUUAAAUGAAAAUUGAAACAUUUUUCAAAAUAAAAUAUUCCACUUUUGAAAUCGUUUACAUUUACAAACUCGUAUCUACAACACUUUACAUAAAAACGAGCGACUAAUAAUCAAAUAAGAAAAAUUUAUAAAAAAUAUAUAGAAAUUAUUGUAAAACAAUUUUAAAAGAGAAUCAUAAAAGUUAAAAAUGAAGCUGUCCUCAAAAAAAAAAAAAAAACAUCAUUUUCGUCCGCAUUUUCUAAAACAAAGCUUUUUUAAAACAUUUUUAGAAAUAUUUUUUUAAAAACAUUGGACCAAUCAAUUAGUGGAAAGUUCUUUUUUUUUCAUUCUUGACGAUCCGUCCAAGAAGAAUGCGAAAAUUUUGAGGUCGCACACUGAAAAAAAAUUCCAAUACUCGAUUACUUUACUAUUAUCAAAUAAAUAUUUAUUUGUAUCAAAUAAUUAUUAUUUGAGAUGGUUUUUUUUUCAAAUACAGAAAUUAUUGGUUCAAAUAAAAAUUAUUUAGUUUAAGUAAAUAUUUUAUUUGAUAAUCGAGUAUUUGAAUCAAAUAAAUUUUUUAUUCAGUGCAAAAACCGAAUGUUAAUUUAAUUAACGUUUGAUUUGAGGUGAAAUAUUUUAGUAAAUUUGUCGAAAUUUAUGAAAAGGAAAAACUUAAUUUAAAUUUAUUAUUAUUUAUUAAAAUAGUAAGAAAAUAAAAUGUUAUCUUCAAUUUUUUUAAUUUUCUAGUAUUUUGUUACAAAAGAUAUUCAGUAGUAAAAGUCAGUUUUAGUCAGACUUGGAAAUUCUCGUAAAUUCGAUUAGUAGUUAAAGUAAGUUAUAAUCAGACUUGAAAAUUCUAAAUUUGUUAGUAGUAAAGUCAAUUAUAGCCGAGACUUGGAAAUUUUUUGUAAAUCAGUAGUUAAAGUCAACUAUAGUCAGACAUUGUUUUUUUUUUGUAAAUGCCAAUUUCAAAAAAAUUUGUCAAAAUUCUAAUUUUCCUUACAUCAGUAGUACAAGUCAAUUUUACUGAAACUUACCAAAUAAUUUCUUUUGAUAUUAGUAUAGUAAAAUUUGUAAAUAUUUUUUUUUUUUGGUUAUUUUUGAACAACUAGAAUUUUCAUAGAGAACAGAAUGGAAUUUUUUUUUAUUGUAAAUCUUUCUUUUUUCACAAAACUUUUAUCAAUUUCGACAGAUUUAGUAAUAUUUUUGCCUCAAAUCGAAUUUGGCCUUUUUUUUCGCGCAAUUUCAAAAAAAUCGUCCAGUCUCAAUUACACACAACCCCUCGCACACAAUCCAUCAGUUAGAUUGUGUCACGUCUUGGCGCGUGUCGGGCAAAGUCGAGCUUUCGCGGACUCUUUGCCGCCGCGCCCAUUUCCAGAAAGCCAACAAAAUGAAAGUUUCAUCUCGCAAGUUGUUAAAAGACUUUUACCGCUCUCGUAUAUAUAUAUAUAUAUAUAUUAUAGUGGGUUGUCCCUCUUGCUCAAAAGGGGCUCGUAAAAUUUCAACUCUUUUUUUUCCCCCUAUGGAGUUUUUUUUCUAUAUAUGUGUGUGUGUAACUUGCAGCAAACUACAUCCCAUAUCUUCGUUUGAAGGAAUAUCCUCUCGUUUGCCCUUCAUAUAUAUGAUCUUUAACUCGUCCUGCGAGGAUGUACUGACGAAAAGCUACCUACUAUCAUUUUUGUUGCGAUCAUAAAAACAACCCCGCAAACUCGAGGGAUGGAAAAAAAAAGUUUGCGUUCAACUGGAUCAUUUUCCCUGAACGUGUUUUUUCUCUUGAGUCCUUUUUUCUGUUACCCUUCGUAUUUCUCUCCUGAGAGUGAAUAAGAGAGAGAGAGAGAGAGAGAGAGAGGGGGGGAUGACCUUCGAUUCUGACUCUUUCAGAGACAGAAAAUUUCACUUUGACAAAAUUGAAUCUAUUCAACUCUGAAUUUGUCGGUCGAUUCAAUUUUCUCUUCUCACUCUAUAAAGUCAUUUAAAUUUCAUUUUGAAAAAAAAAUCAAAAUAUGUCACAAACGUGGAGAAACUUUCUGAUAUUCUCGUAUACUGAAAAAAAAAAAUUAUUUUGAUCCAAAUAAUUGAUUACACUUGACUAUAUUAUAUCUGAUAAAUAUAUUUAUGAAUAAUUUGUGUUAAUGAAAUUUUAUUUGUUUCUAAUACAUAAUAGAUUUAAAUAAAGUUUAUUUGAUUCAAAUAAAAACUGUUUGAUGCAAAUAAAAAUUAUUUAAUACAAAUAAAAAUUGUUUGAUACAAAUAAAAAUUGUUUGCUACAAAUAAAAAAUUAUUUGGUACAAAAUAAAUUUUUUUUUUUUAAAUAAAAAUAAAAAUUAUUUGAUACAAAUAAAUAUUUAUUUGAUAUUAGUCAAGCCACAAAGUAGUUGAGUCAAAUAAAAAGUUAUAAUAAAUUCGGUCAAUUAACCGAAUAGUUGAUUCAAAUAAAUUUUUUUUAUAUAUAUAUAUCAAAUUUUGUAAAUUUGGAAUUUAUUUUUAAUUACUUGCUUAAUUAGAAUAUUUUUAAGCGGGGAAAUUGUCUUAUAAAUAUAUCUUUAAAAAAAAAGUAUUUCAGAAGAAAAUAUUAAUUAAUUUUUAAAAUCAAACGUUUUAAAUUUUGUACAAAAAAAAAAAAAAAUCAAAUUUAUUAAAAAUAUUUAAUUAGUAAAUUUUUCAAAAAAUAGAUAGAAUGUUUUUACAUAAAAAAUGAAAAUCAAAAAGCUCGAUGACAAAAUAUAAGAUGCUUUGAAAAAAAAAAUUUUAACAUUUAAUAAAAUCUGUGGAUUUUUCUAAUUUAUAAAUCCCCCUCUUUUAGAGAAAAUAAUUUCCAUUUAAAUCCACAGAAGAAAGAUUUCAGAAUUCGUUUUAAACAUUUUUAAAAUGAAUUACUGAUGAACUAAACAACAACAACAAAAAAUAAUAACUUUUCAUGAAAUUGAAAAGAUGUGUGUGUGUGUGUUAAAAAAAAUAAUUUUUCGUGAAAUUAUUUUCCUGCGAAUGAUAGGAUAUAUGCUUUGAAAAUUUUCCAUGAGAAAUUUGUGUUAUAUAUAUAUACAAAUAUAUAUGGGUGUGUGGAUCAGUUUUGGUUUGAAGUAAAGGAGAUGCUUCGCAUUCGCAUUCAAAUCUCCCCUCGACAUCGCUUUCACCGACAAGUUUGUUUAUAAACCAGACACGAGAGAAUAAUAAUCGGGAUGCUGUUUAAAUUCGAAAAACCCAAGGUUCGACGCUCGCUUGGCUUUUGUAUGAUGCACCCACAGUCGAGCCACGCAAUUUGUCAAUGAAACUGCCAUAUAUCGAUCAUAUAUAUUUUCAAAAAAAAAAAAAAAAAAAAUCAUAAAAUAUUUUUCCAAUCACUAUUUGCACUUGUAAAAUUCUGACUAAUGACGAUUUGGGAUUUUUUUUUUUUGACAGGAUAAAUAAUUCUCGAAUAGAAAUUAAUAUUAAAUCUCCAGUAGAAAAAAAAUUGAUCUGUAAAAUAUAAAUCACGUACUAUUUAAGAAAACAUGUUUUUGCUCAACAUAUACAAUGUAAAUAUUUUUUCUGCUUUAGAAAAUAGUGAAUAAAAAAAAAUUUAAGUACGUGACUAGAAAAAAAAAGAUCCUGUCUGGGGAUUUAUACAAAUGAAAUACUGUGGCAAGAAAAAAAAAAUUGUUUGAUACUUUGUAUAGUCCUGUUAUGAAAAGUUUUGUGAAAAAAGUAGCGUCACAACUAUAUAAGACUUUUUGUCGUACUCAUAAAAAACUUCGUUUCCCCCUCUCAUUUUUUUUCUAUCUUACAUACACACACACACAAAUAUUUUGUCUCUCUCUCUAUAUAUUUUCCCAUCGAUUCAUAAUAUUCAACAGAAAAACUUUUACUGUGAACACAAAAAAUGAGAUUUACGGUGAAAUAAGCAAAAUUUACUAUAUAUAUAUAUAUAUUGAUAAAAUCAUUAUGUUAUUGUAAAUUUCUUCUUUUCUUAUGAAAUCAAGAUUUAUGUUAAGUUUUAAAAAUUUCGGAUCUUAUUUAUUUAUAAACAAAAUAUUUUUCAUGG